UGAUUAUGAAAAAAUAAAAAAAGAGUGAAGUGAGUGAGGAGUAUGUACACGUGGAUGAGUUUGGGGUUGAUUUUAGUUUGAUCCUAAAGCUAUGAGAUAAGAGUUUACACAGUUUUGCAAAAAAAAAAAAAAAAAAAAGUUUACACAGACGUUAACAGUAUUGAGAGUAUCAAAUCCAUCCAUAUUCAUGGAGAUUCAAGCUCGAAUCGGAAUAAUUUCUUCUCACGCUUUCACCUCCUCAACCCUCAAAUCUUCUUCUUCCUCCUCUUACGGGACCAAGAAGUUUCUCUGCUCCUCCAACGAUUCUCAAGAUAACCAAGACGAUGAUGACAAAUUCUCUAUGGAUUGGGACAAGGCCUGGUCAAGCUUUAGAAAGCAAGGGAGGAAGAAGAAAUCCCUUUUCUCACAGUUCUCGCCAAACAAGUAUGUGAGCUGGAAUCCUAGACGUUCAAAUUACCCAUUGUCUGAGGAAGUUGAUCCCAUCAAAAGAGCAGAGAGGUCGAACCUCAUGUUAUGGACUAGUCCAGGGUUUACUCUUGCGGGAGCAAUUGUAUUAGUUACAUUUCUUUUGAUCUAUACCAUUCUUGCACCAAUGAAGUGAUUUUUAUGAACUUUUUGUUGCUCCCUAUGAAAGCAGGUCUUCUAUUCUUGGCUGUAAUUGUAUUCAUGAAGACAUGUUUUUCCAGGGCAAUGGGUUAUAUAUGUAACAUAUGAGUUUAUGAAGCUACAUUUGUUCA
This is a messenger RNA of Cannabis sativa, 737 nucleotides long. RefSeq lists its product as uncharacterized. The transcript has 2 exons. Bases 188 to 601 code for a protein of 137 amino acids. NCBI's taxonomy places the organism in Eukaryota, Viridiplantae, Streptophyta, Magnoliopsida, Rosales, Cannabaceae. The record is from RefSeq and is a predicted model, not a curated record.